Molecule: messenger RNA, 4060 nt
Organism: Cydia pomonella (codling moth)
Lineage: Eukaryota; Metazoa; Arthropoda; Insecta; Lepidoptera; Tortricidae
Product: ecdysone-induced protein 78C-like
Exons: 8
Coding region: 1370-2788 (472 amino acids)
Biological process (GO): regulation of DNA-templated transcription
Molecular function (GO): sequence-specific DNA binding; zinc ion binding; nuclear receptor activity
Source: RefSeq, a predicted model, not a curated record
UUAAGGAUGACUCACACUAGAACGGCCCGGGUCCGGGCCGAAACAACAGACAGUUCAUUUGCUAUGUGUAUGACAGGUGACCGGUGAUCACGUGAUGUUCUAUGUAUAGAAAACGAAGUGUCGGAUGGCUAGGCCCGGGCCUGCCUAUAUGACAAACGGGUAUUUUAUGGAUCGCGUCAACCACUCGCAGAGGCUCUCUUCAUUUUUAACGAACUUCAAUACCAAUUUCAAAAGGAGGAGGUUCUCAAUUCGGUUGCAUAUGUUUUUUUAUGUUUCUUACUUCAUAACUCCCAUUUUUGUCAAAACCCAGUUCUGUUGAUGGGAUCUCUUCGUUAUGAUUGUUAAGCACGUUAGGUUCGCAAGCCACAUUUUUGUCAAGCUCGAGUUCUGAUGAUGGAUUUUAUGAGGAAUUGAGAGAACCCCUGGACUCUUAUAUCUUACUCGUAUAUGCAUACCUACGACGAUUUUUAAGUGUUUGUCUAAAAAACAAGCAUUUCCAUUUAAGAGAGAAGCAAGAAAGAAUAAAAUAUCUACAAUUAAAUAUUGCGUGUUGGUGAAAUGGAACUGAUGAAGACCAGAAUGGAACUUUACUGUGACAAAAGAUUAAAAAAUUUAUGAUUUGUAAUGUUUCCAAGUAGUAUUUUUUCAUGCGGUGGUUAGGCUAACAUUUUAAUGCUACAUUCAGCUGCAAAAUUACUUACUACUUACUGAUACUUCAUUAUUUACCUCUCGUACUAAUAAUGAAAGCCUCGCAAUGUCGCAAUGCUCAAGAUUUAACUUUUUAAAGCUCUCGCGGCUCUAUUUUGGAAAAUUUCUAUUUGUAAAUAACAACUUUGCUCCAUUACUAAAGAAAUAACCAUUGUUUAACAACCAAUUUUAUAAGGAUUUUGAUGGAUCACUUAGUAUACUAUGAUGCAUUUGCAUUGCAUUCGCGGGGAGGGCAUAUACCGAUACCUGUCUAAUACAUUACUGGCCUUGAUUGGUGACUUUUAUUUUCUCAAGAAUAGGUUGUACGAUUUUUCUGAUUUUUAUGUUCAUUAAAAUAAAAUCGCUAAUACGUGUAUAACCUACAUGUAAAAUUUUGUAAAAAAUUACCUAUCCAUUGUUAUACCAAUCUAAUUUUGGUAAAUCGAAUGAUCAUUUUAAGAAAAAUACAAGUAAUGUGGUCGCCUUGGGUGGAGAAUUGUUGAAUGUUUUGUGGAGAGUGCGCUACGGGCCCCUUGAUGUAGAUAAUUCGCUUGAGCGGUUUGUUUUGGCGCGGUGGUGGCGAGUUGGCGAGCUUGAGGAAAGCUCAGUGCGCGGGUAGUGACUCGGGCCGGCGCACGGCGCUCGCGCAGCUCACGCCGCCGCACCGUGACAUGUGCCGACUAUGGACUUGUGGAGCGGCCGCCCGCCCGCUUGCACCGCAUCCCCGCCCUUGACGAUCGAGGGCGAAGGGUUCGCUCUCACUUUCUUUAAUAAGGACGGCGCCACCCCCCCUCCGCCACCGAAACAAGUCGGCAGGUACGCCGCCGACAGCGCCAGCGCGGGCAGCGGGAAGGCGGCAGCGCCGUGCAAAGUGUGCGGCGACAAGGCGUCGGGCUACCACUACGGCGUCACCUCCUGCGAGGGCUGCAAGGGUUUCUUCAGACGGAGUAUUCAAAAGCAAAUAGAAUACCGCUGCCUGCGGGACGGCAAGUGCCUGGUGAUCCGGCUCAACCGCAACCGCUGCCAGUACUGCCGCUUCAAGAAGUGCCUCGCCGUCGGCAUGAGCCGAGACUCUGUGAGGUACGGCAGAGUACCGAAAAGGCCCAGGGAAGUGGUAAGCACCGAUAGCAUGCCCGACCUGAGCAGAAAUCUGUCCGCGUCGGGGGUCGUUCCCAUCGCUGGCCUUGAGGAGAUGGACGGUGACAGCCUGCGGCAUGGCGUGGCCAAGGAGCUGGCCAAAAUGGUGACGGCAGCCCACCGCACCAACAACUCCUACACCGAGGAACUUCGCCGCUCGCUCACGCCAAGGGCCAUCCUGCUACACGUCGACGACUCCGACAACGAAGGCAAUGGCGGCGAGGAGGCGGCGUCGUCAACGACAGACCGCGCGACGGAUGCGCGCGCCGCUCUGUGGCAGCACGUGGCGCUGCGCAUGACGCCCGCCGUGCAGCAGGUCGUCGAGUUCGCCAAGCGCCUGCCGGGCUUCCACACGCUGCCGCAAGACGACCAGCUCAUCCUCAUCAAGCUGGGGUUCUUCGAGGUGUGGCUGUCGAGGGUGACCCGGUUGUCGACCCCAGAUUGUAUCGUGUUCGACGACGGCACUACUAUUACUCAGAGCCAACUGGAUAUACUAUAUGACGUGGCGUUCUCAACGGGAGCGCUGCGCUACGUGCGCGACGUGUCCGCGGUGCACCUCACGGAGGAGGAGCUGGCGCUGUACACAGGCGCGCUGCUGCUCAACCCCGCGCGUGACGGCCUCAGUGAGCCCGAGCGCGUCAGCGCGCUGCACCACGCGCUCGCCGACGCCCUCCACCACACCGUGACGGGAUCGGUCGACGGCAGCGCGCGAGCCGAGGCGCUGGGCGCGGCCACGCGCGACGUUCAGGCGCUAGGGCUGCGUCACCACGAGCUGCUGGCGUGGUGCCGCGCGCACUGGCCGCGCCUCGUGCUGCCCGCGCUCUUUUCCGAGAUCUUCGACAUCCCCAAGAGUGAAGACGACGAGGCAGGCGACGCCGACCGCGCCGAAGCCACCGCGCCCGCCACCGCCGCCUGCCCGCCCACCGGGCAAGGCACCGCCUCAGUCACGCAAAUGCAGGGUUGAACAUCGAUCACCACCCGAAAGACUAUAGCAUUUCGGGGAGAGUAUAAAGCGAGCAUAGUGCCUAAAACGAGCACAUGUAAAAAUUUAAAAUUACGUAGGUACUCUUGCGUUACUUAUAUUUUCUUUCAGUCUAAUUCCCCUCACAACGUGUGUAUGUUGAAACAGAUUACAGUUAGUAUACGAUCGAACUAUAUUUAAAGACACGUAAAAACUGGCCAAGAGCAUGAGCAAGUCCUACUCAACAACACGAACUUUUAAAUUUGAUCGUUUAAGGUGCAGUAAGGUCAGCCAGGAGAGUCUUUGAAGAAUCGUAGCGCUAGGGCUCCGUAGUCAACUAUGAACCCUUAUAGUUUCCCCGUGUCCGUUUGUCCGUCCGUCCGCCGCUUUGCUUCGUGAUAGUUAGUGCUAUACAGCUACCAUUUGGCAUGGAUAUAUAAAUCAUGCAUGGCGACUAUUAGGGAUGGGUAGUGAGUAAAAACUAACGGGUAAAUACCGAGUAAAUACUCAGUAUUUACUCAAUAUAUACCCGCAUUUACUCAUUAACACCUAAGUUGGUCGGUAUAAUUUACUUAGAGUUUAGAGUACUGAGAGGGGCAUAUUUUGAAAUACAGGGUGUUUAUUUAGUCAACUUGCAAUAAUUUACGGGAUGGAGGUCAUACUGAGCAACUUUUACUAUAGGACCAACCCCGAAGUCACAAAGCUGCUUGGCUGUUUCAUACAUUUUGGCUGCUUGACUUUGACAUUUUCUAUGGGAGAGUAAAUAUUUUUUCGCGAUUUCGGGGUAGGUUGGUCCCUAAACAAACAACCUGCAUAGAUGUAUUUUGUAAGCCGCUACUGUAUUAAGUACUCUAAACCUUAAGAAGUAUAUAUUUAAGGGGGUCACUCCAUACAUGUAACUAAUUGUCACAAAUAUAAUCAGAAACCACGAACGUAUUGCACAUCAUAAAAUGGGUUUUGAAAAACAACUUUACUGUUUCUAAAAAAAUAUUGGAUAAAUUGAAUACUUUUGAAAAAAAUCUGUUUCAAAGGCCGAAAUAAUUUAUCAUUUCAUUCUUUUUUCUAACCAAAGUUCAAAAAAUAUGAAAAAAUAUCGAGAGAUUAGCCGUAAUUACUCAAAAAAAUACGUUGUAAAAGGUGGUAAGUGUCGCGUCAACACACACUUGCGCGACAUGCAGUUAUCUAAAACAUCGAUACAACUUAAGUCCCGAAUUUUUUAAGUAUAUCCUUCUUAAUUAAAACAAAACUAUGUAUUAUCACAAAUUGCUUUCCACA